Molecule: messenger RNA, 1438 nt
Organism: Gastrolobium bilobum
Lineage: Eukaryota; Viridiplantae; Streptophyta; Magnoliopsida; Fabales; Fabaceae
Exons: 5
Coding region: 176-1222 (348 amino acids)
Source: RefSeq, a predicted model, not a curated record
AAAAAAGAAAAAAGAAAGAAAAGAAGAAGAUAAUUUUGAUUGUUCGUUAUCGUUGAAACGCAUUUUCGAAUCUGGUGAAUAUAAAAUCACCCUCUCACCCGUGCACACCUCACACUCUCUACCAUUUCUCACUGAAUCAACCCUCAAUCAUCGAACACCAACAAAGAGAAUAAUAAUGCAGAGAAGCACGCCUCUCAGAAACCCGCACGCCUCCACCUCCGAUCUUCUAACGUGGCCGGAACUCCCUCCGCAGGACUCCGCUCCCGCCGUCUCCCGCUCCGGCCACCGCUCUCGCCAGCCUUCUGAUAAAAUCGGUGAUGUUCUCCGUGGAGGCCAGCUCUCCGAGGAAGAAGCACAGAGUCUAGCCAAGAGGAAACCAUGCUCACGGAAUCAAAUGAAAGAGACAACUGGAAGUCGUAUAUUUUCGGCCAAUGCUGAAGAUACUGCAUCAGAAGCCAGUUCUGCAAAUUCAAAAAACAGAACAGGAAUACGCGUAUAUCAGCAAGCAGUAAAUGGAAUUAGUCAGAUAUCAUUCAGCACUGAAGAAAGCAUUUCUCUUAAGAAACCAGCCUCUCUACCUGAGGCAGCAAAGCAGCGUGAGCUGAGUGGAACAUUGCAAAGCGAGCCAGACACAAAUAGUAAGAAGCAAUUUUCAAGUGCCAAGACAAAGGAGCUCAGCGGAAAUGAUAUAUUUGGCCCUCCUCAGGAAAUUGUGCCUCGUUCAUUGGCUGCUCCACGCACUUUGGAAUCAAAAGAAAGUAAAGACAUGGGAGAAUCUGAUCCACGAAAUGUGCGCAGAUCAGUGAAAGUUUCUAAUCCUGCUGGUGGCCAAAGGAAUAUCUUAUUUGAUGAAGAAGCAGUUAAGAAGACAUCAAAGAAAACACAUGACCAGAAGUUUGCAGAACUGACGGACAAUAAUAUUUUCAAGGGAACGGAAAAGCUUCGGAGCAUGGCUAAACUUAGAGAAAUGGCUGGAAGUGACAUAUUUGCUGAUGGAAAGGCAGAAAACAGAGACAAUAUACUAGGUGGCCGCAUUAGAGAAAUGGCUGGGAGUAACAUAUUUGCUGAUGGAAAGGCAGAAAACAGAGAUAAUAUACUAGGUGGCCGCAUUAGAGAAAUGGCUGGGAGUGACAUAUUUGCUGAUGGAAAGGCAGAAAACAGAGACAACAUACUUGGUUCCCGCAGACCCCCUGGUGGAGGAAGCAGCAUUUCCCUGGUUUAAACUUGAUAUUUAAAUUCGUCCAUUUACUGUAUGCGUUCUUCUAUAAACUCCUCUGAACUCCCAUGUUUUGACUGGAAGGAUCAGUGUGUUGGGUUAUCAGCAUUGUAUAUUUAUGGCAUAACCCUCGAUGCAGUAUAAUGAAUUUGUGAUACCAUAAUGGAUGUAAAUGGUUAUUUAUUUUGAUAUACAUAAUCGUAUAUUGGACUAAUAAAGUUG